Bicyclus anynana (squinting bush brown) is the source of this 2710-nucleotide messenger RNA. RefSeq names its product cell growth-regulating nucleolar protein. The record is from RefSeq and is a predicted model, not a curated record. Bases 172 to 1860 code for a protein of 562 amino acids. NCBI's taxonomy places the organism in Eukaryota, Metazoa, Arthropoda, Insecta, Lepidoptera, Nymphalidae. Gene Ontology annotation, biological process: rRNA processing; negative regulation of transcription by RNA polymerase II. Gene Ontology annotation, molecular function: DNA binding. Gene Ontology annotation, cellular component: nucleolus. The transcript is spliced from 5 exons.
UGUUGACAAUUUAAUGUCAAAAACAGCUGUCAAGUGUCAAUUUAUUGAAAAAAUCAUGAUGCCAAAUUUUUAAGGCGAAGCGUGUCGACUUUUAAUUCUUUUGAUAAUUCUAUAAUAGCACGUGUUUAAAAUACAUUUUGUUUCAAAUUAAAAAUUGUAGCUCCGAAGAGAAUGGUUGUGUUCACAUGCGGCCACUGUGGAGAGUCCGUUCAAAAGCCGAAAGUAGAAAAACACUAUUUAACCAAAUGCAGGAAUAAAAAUCCAAAUGUGUCGUGUAUGGACUGUUUUAAGGACUUUUUAGGCAAGGAUUAUGAAGCCCAUACAAAAUGCAUCACUGAGGAAGAACGUUAUUCUGGUAAGGGUUUCACACCAAAAGAGAAGAAGGGUGAGAAGAAACAGAAUGUUUGGGUAGACAUGAUACAAUCUGUCCUCGAUGAGCAAAAGAAUGCCUCCAGUAAUGUAAUAAGGAUCAUAGAAACUAUAAGUAAGCACAAUAACACACCUAGAAAGAAGCCUAAAUUCGUUAACUUUGUUAAGAAUGUAUGUGGUAAUAAAACCAAUAUGAAAGACAUUGAUCAAGCGUGGGAGAUUAUUUCUGUGAAGUUAACGGAACUAUCAAAUUUAAAUCAGAAUGCAAAUAAGAAAAAAGACGAUAAAAUUGAAGGAAACUCUGUUAAUGGAGAAAAACUUAACGGGCAUGCAAUUAACGGUACUUUAGAUAAUGAGGAAGAGAAAGAAAAUGAUGGAGAACAUGACCUACAAAAUGGAGUGGAGAAAGACCAGAAACUAUCAAAGAAACAGAGAAAAGAAGAGAAGAAACACAGGAAACAUGAAGCUGAACUGCAGAGUGUCAAGGCUGCACUCGAACAAACUUUAGAAGAGGAAAAUGAAGUGCCUAAGAAGGACAAGAAGAAUAAGAACAAAGGUGUCACGCAGGAACAAGUAAACGGACAAGAGGACACUGACAAAAACAAGAAACGCAAGCGACAAGACACUGUGAACAUUCCUGAUGAGAAGCAACCUGAUCCUAACAGUAAUGAACAAUCAAAUUUAAAUCAGAACGCAAAUGAAGAAAAAGAGGAAAUGGGUGAGGAAAAUUCUGUUAAUGGAGAAAAAGUAAACGGCCAUGAUACUAAUGGUAUUUUAGAGAAAGAAAUUAAUGAUGAAGUACAAAAUGAAGAAGAUAUUGAUGGUGAGGCGAAAGAAAAUGAUGUACAAAAUGGAGUGGAGAAAUUAGACCAGAAACUGACAAAGAAACAGAGAAAAGAAGAGAAGAAACGGAGGAAAUAUGAAGCAGAACUGCUGAGUGUUGAGGCUGCACCAGAACAAACACUGGAAGAAGAAGAUGAAGUGCCUAAGAAGGGCAAGAAGAAUAAGAACAAAGGUGACAACACACAUUCUCAAGAACAAGUAAACGGACAUGAAGGGAAUGACAAAAACAAGAAACGCAAGCGACAAGACACUGUGAACAUUCCAGAUGAGAAACAACCGGAUCCUGACAAUACUGAAAAUGGUCCAGCGAAAGAAAAAUCCAUUAAAAAAAAGCUGCGAAAAGACAGCAAACAUGACCCCGAGGAAAGCAUAUGCCUCCAUGAUCAAAAUGUUGCUAAAAGUGAAACAGAGGUGGCCGAGGUCAAUAAUGGCAAGUUUAAUUGGCACGAGGUCAUAAUAUCCCUUUUACAGAAGAAAGGUAACGAAUUACCCUUCAAACGUCUUCAGAAGAAGGUACUCGGUGAAUAUUCUGAAUACACUGGAUGCGAAGUUGAUGAUCGCAUUGCUGAUAAGUUCAUAAAGAAGUUGAAGAGCGCACCCAAUGUUAGGGUUGAUAAGAACAGGGUUCUGUUGCUGGUUGACGAAUAGAUUUUCUGUGUUUUGUAAUAAACUCGAUAUAUUCUUAUUAGGGUGAUCGCACAUCUUAUACCUGAGUGCUGCGCAGGUAAAAUAGUAUCAAUGGAAUGAAACGUGUAUACUUAUUAGAUUUAGGGUACGCCUGACUUUGAGGUUCGAAAACCAAGGUCCCAAAGGACCUGUCCCUAUUUUGUAUGGAGGCUGGGCCUUCAUUCCGAGUGUCAACUAAACAGAACAUAUUAUUUUUAUCUUAAAAGAAUAUAAAAUAUAGGGCUUAAAUAAUAAGCUUAGGCUAGGGCUUACUAUUUAUUUUUUCGUUACGAAAACUAACUUACGAGUACGUUAGUGAUCUAUAAUCUUAUGUUUUUCGUCAACUAAAAUUAACUAAAGAAACUUUAGAAAAGAACGAUGUAAUGCAUACCUAAAUAUCAGCUAAGACGUAAAUUUCUUUGUUCUUCUACAUUUACUUUUUUUUUGUCUAGAAAAUGAAUACUAGCUGUAUCUUUUAAAUAUUUCUUUUUCCUCCACUUAGUCGUGAAUUGUUAGGGGUGGCCACGACAAUAGUCCAACGGGCGGGAAUCGAACCCAUGACCUCUCAGUGUUGUCUUUGAAGCGUUUGUAGAAGAGAAUGGACGUGCCACAUGGCUACAGGCUCUGGUGUUAAGAUGUGCGAUCGCCUUAAUACUUCAAUGUCUUCUCCAAGGACUGAGUUAUAAGACAAUUAUUAUUAAUAAUGAUUGCAAUCUCUUGCACUGCCCAAAUUUUUUUUUCUCGUCUAUUUUAGAGAUGCUCUUAUAUGAUUUUACUGAUGUAUUGUAAACUUUCAAUACCAACAAUGAUAUUAAAAAAUAACCAAAAUAUA